Molecule: messenger RNA, 4034 nt
Organism: Pristis pectinata (smalltooth sawfish)
Lineage: Eukaryota; Metazoa; Chordata; Chondrichthyes; Rhinopristiformes; Pristidae
Gene: pde6a
Product: phosphodiesterase 6A, cGMP-specific, rod, alpha
Exons: 22
Coding region: 1-2568 (855 amino acids)
Biological process (GO): signal transduction
Molecular function (GO): 3',5'-cyclic-nucleotide phosphodiesterase activity; protein binding
Source: RefSeq, a predicted model, not a curated record
AUGAGCAUGGCGAAGGAAGAUGUGGAAAAGUUCCUGGAUAGUAAUCCAACCUUUGCCAAGGAAUACUAUGACUUGAAACUACGUCCUUCACAUAUUGCCAACUUGCUGGGAGCUCAAGAACCAAUUGUAGACUGUAGCACCUUCCGAGAGUUGAACAAUGUAGAGGAAAGUGAGAUCAUUUUUGAACUCAUCCGAGACAUGCAGGAUAUUAAUAUGGAAAAGGUAGUGUUUAAUACACUCAGGAGGAUUGCCUUUCUCAUUUGCGCAGAUCGGAUGAGUUUGUUCAUGUACAGAUCCAGGAAUGGUACUCCUGAACUUGCCACAAGACUGUUCAAUGUUUCAAAGGAUUCUAUUUUUGAAGACUGUUUGGUUCCACCAGAAUGUGAAAUAGUUUUUCCUCUUGACACUGGGAUUAUUGGUUAUGUUGCACAAACAAAGAAAACAAUAAACAUCCAGGAUAUAUCUCAGGACAGCCAUUUCAGUGAUUUUGUGGACAUUCUUACAGAGUAUGAAACCAAGAGUGUUCUGGCCACUCCAAUAAUGAACGGAAAAGAUGUAGUCGCUGUUGUAAUGGCUGUAAACAAAGUAGACAGCCCACAUUUCACCACAAAAGAUGAAGAAAUUUUGUUAAGGUAUCUCAAUUUUCUCAACUUAACACUCAAGAUCUAUCAUCUGAAUUAUCUCCAUAAUUGUGAAACCAGGAAAGGGCAGGUACUUUUAUGGUCUGCAAGCAAAGUAUUUGAAGAACUUACUGAUAUUGAACGACAGUUUCACAAAGCCCUUUACACUGUGCGUGGCUUUUUGAACUGUGAAAGAUACUCAGUUGCACUCCUAGACAUGACGAAAGAAAAGGAGUUUUUUGAUCUCUGGCCAGUACAAAUGGGUGAAGUACCAGAGUAUGAUGGUCCAAGAACCCCUGAUGGAAGGGAAAUAAACUUUUACAAAAUAAUUGAUUACAUCCUUCAUGGAAAAGAAGAAAUUAAAGUCAUCCCGAAUCCUCCCGCAGAUCAUUGGGCCCUAGUUAGUGGACUGCCGUCAUAUGUUGCUGAAACUAGUCUUAUAUGCAAUAUUAUGAAUGCAGCUGCAGAUGAAUUCUUUCAGUUUCAGAAAGAGCCACUUGAUAACUUGGGAUGGACUAUUAAGAAUGUGCUGUCAAUGCCAAUAGUAAACAAGAAAGAGGAAAUUGUGGGGGUUGCUACAUUUUACAACAGAAAGGAUGGAAAGCCAUUUGACGAAAUGGAUGAAACUCUGAUGGAAGCCCUGACACAGUUCCUUGGGUGGUCUGUUUUGAAUACUGAUACAUAUGACAAAAUGAACAAGCUAGAAAACCGAAAAGACAUUGCUCAAGACAUGGUUAACUAUCACGUUAAAUGCUCUAAAGAUGAAAUACAGGACGUAUUGAAAACUAGAGAAUACCUUGAGCGGGAACCACAUGAAUGUGAUGAAGAAGAACUUCAAGAAUUAUUGUAUGAAGAACUUCCAGAUGCUGAAGAAGCAGAACUCUAUGAAUUUCACUUUUGUGAUUUUGAAUGGUCUCCAUUGGAUCUUGUAAAGUGUGGAAUACAGAUGUAUUAUGAGCUUGGUGUGGUUGAUAAGUUUCAUGUACCUCAGGAGGUAUUAGUUCGCUUUAUGUAUUCACUGAGUAAAGGAUACAGAAAGAUCACCUAUCACAACUGGCGGCACGGGUUCAAUGUUGGACACACCAUGUUUACACUACUCACAACUGGAAAUCUAAAAGCCUACUAUACAGAUCUGGAGGCAUUUGCCAUGGUGACAGCUGCAUUUUGCCAUGAUAUUGAUCACAGAGGAACAAACAACCUCUAUCAAAUGAAGUCACAGGAUCCAUUGGCAAAACUUCAUGGUACAUCGAUUAUGGAGCGACAUCACUUGGAGUUCAGUAAAACCCUGCUGCAAGAUGAGGAUUUGAAUAUCUUCCAAAAUCUCAACAGAAGACAAUAUGAACAUGUAUUUCAUCUGAUGGAGAUUGCGAUCAUUGCUACAGACUUGGCACUUUAUUUCAAAAAACGAACAAUGUUUCAAAAGAUAGUUGACCUGUCUGAAACAUACGAAGACAAUGAAGAGUGGGUACAAUUUAUGAUACUGCAAACAACAAGGAAAGAGAUUAUCAUGGCCAUGAUGAUGACUGCAUGCGACUUGUCUGCCAUCACAAAACCAUGGGAAGUGCAGAGCAAGGUAGCUCUUUCUGUGGCAGCUGAAUUCUGGGAACAGGGAGAUUUGGAACGGACUGUUUUAGAGCAACAACCAAUUCCUAUGAUGGACAGAAACAAAGCCGCUGAACUUCCAAAACUUCAAGUUGGUUUCAUUGACUUUGUGUGCACAUUUGUGUACAAGGAAUUCAGUAGGUUUCAUUCUGAAAUUGAGCCCAUGUACAGAGGCAUCCUUAACAACAGAAAGGAGUGGAAAGCAUUGGCUGAUGAAUACGAGGCAAAAAUGAAAGCGAUUGAGGAAGAGAAAAUAAGGAAGGAAGAAGAAGAAGCAGCAAAACAAGCAGCCAUCGCAUCACAAAAGGAACAAAGUUCUCAGUCUAAGACUUGUCAUCUCUUGUAAAGUACGGCCCGAAGAAAUUAAAAACAAGCAUUUUGAAGUCUUCCUGGCACUUCGACAUUUGGAGAAACAGUCAAUUGUUUCGAAACAAAUUGUAUUCCUAAACAUGUGAGUUAAAGUGCAGCAAGCAUGCCAGAUACAGUUAAUGAUUAAUUAGUUAAAUGAGCCUCAUGUUACAUAUUUUAAAAAAUCAGUUUAAUAUUUGCUACAAAGAAUUUGUCAAUGAAUAAUUGUACAAGGUAUAAGACAAAAUUAAAAUAUCUGUGUAAGAGAGAGACUGUAAAUGGCAUUGUACCUUUUACUGAAUUAGAAGAUGAUUAUGUAUCAGUUUGUGAAAAUUUAGAGAUUCACACUGAAGUGAUAGAUUUUGGCAGUAAUUUUAAGUUUAUGACCCUUGUUCUGGAAUUUCACAUUAGAGGCUUACGUCUAUCUCACCAACUCCUAUAUUGGUAAUUGGUUUAACAUUGUCACAUGUACUGAGAUUCCGUGAAAAGCUUUGUUUUGCAUGCCAUCCUGACAGAUCAAUCCAAAGAUAUGUACAUUGAGGUAGUACAAAAGGAAAAGCAGUAACAGAAUGCAGGAUAUAAUGUUACAGUUACAGAGAAAGUUCAGUGCAGCUAGACAAAUAAGGUGCAAGGGCCAUGAUGAGGUAGACUGAGAGAUCAAGAGUUUAUCUUUAUCGUACAAGAGGUCCAUUCUUAACCAUCUCAAUUAGAUCAGUUCUUAGUUUCCAGAAAUCAAGACAAUACAAGCGUAGUCUAUGCACAAGGUGAGUGGAAUGUGAAGGCAAAGGGGCCUAUUACAAUACAGGGGACUAUUGCAAAUCCCGACCUAACAUUCGUAUUUUAUUUGUUUCUUUGACCCAGGCUUUAAUAGGCUUGGUCUGAAUUUUGUUGGAGAGGAAAAUGGGGUGAGAGAAAACCCUACAUCCCAACCUACUUCAUCAGCAUUCUGUUACUACUGUAAACAUAACCUCUCAUAACAGCAUGAAGAACAAUGUAAAUAGGGUGAUGACCCAGAAUGUAAUGGUUUAUCUUUACCUCCAUGCUGUCACUGGGAAUUGUUCCCAGAGCGCAAAACAGAGGAAAAAUUGGCUCCACAGUUUAUUCCUUUAUGUUUACAAUACAUUCAAUUAUAAGGUUAUAAGUCCGCAAGUUAUAGAAAUGCUUUUAAUUUGUAUGUUACUUUUGUAAAGUUUAGCUAGCAAAUGAAGUUGAAGACAAUUGCACAGAAAUGCUUCUCCUGUACUUUGUUCUCAUACGCUUUCUAAUUAUCAGCAAGCUGAAGGUAACUUUUCAAAAUUUAAAUAAGCUUAAUUGACCCAACAGGGUUUUUUUAUUCUAUUUAAAGUAAUUACAAAUGUAUAAAUAAUUUAAAUUAUCAGAGAUCAGAAAACAUUGAAUAAUGUUCUACUCAUUGUAAUUUAUAGCUUUGUAUAUGAAUUAACAGAAUUGAUAUGAUUAACAUAC